GUUGUGCCAAUUGGAGUGAGUCGUGUGGAAGUGAGGUGCCGUCUUCUAGUUGUAGUCGUUACUGUGAAUGCGCCUGAAGUAUUAUCAUUUCUUGUGAAUUCAAAACUGCUGUCCGCUGCGAGUGAGGAUCUAUUUAUUGUGUUGCUAUUGCAACUACAUUUAAACAUGAAUAAAUGUCGCAUACAUACAUGUAGACUGCCCAGUUGUUUGGAGCCUGCUUUGUAAACCAACACAUAUGCAGCGUUUUGUCAAUCACGUGCUAUUGCAGUAUUUCGAGGGAAUUAUUUGAAAUUAGGUUUAUUUUCGACGCUCGAACGUGUUGCUGGGGGCAAUGCGCCAAUCCGUCAAGUGUAAUGAAAACGAAGCAGCGUGAUUUGAGAGGACGCUCUUGCAUACGUAGACGAUCUUUGUGCGCGGAUUGCGUCACGGGAUCCCGGAAGGGAGAAAGUGUCAAAAGUGACAACAAAAUGGCCAAAAACAACGCCGACGCGAGCGGACAGCAUUUGUGCACGUUCUGUAUGAUCGCCAGGGGUCAAGACCGAGAAGCUCAAGUUUUAAAAAAGGAUCGGCAGCUGGCGUGUUUCCGGGACGUUUCCCCCGCCGCUCCUCACCAUUACCUGGUUGUCCCCAAACAGCACAUUAAAGACUGCUUGUCGCUGCACAGCGGCCACGCGCCACUCGUGGAAAAGAUGGCCGACGUGGGCCGGGCCGCGCUCCGGGACCAAGGAGUCGCAGACAUGACGGACGUCAGAAUUGGAUUCCAUCAACCGCCGUACACGUCGGUGGAUCACCUGCACCUGCACGUCCUGGCCCCGGCCAGCCAGAUCGCGGGCAGCGCGUUGGUCAAAUUCUUGCCCGGGACGGCGUCCUUCGUAGACGUGCGCGCCGCCGUCUCGCGUCCAGGAAAAAAAACUGAGGGCGCGCCUGCAAAGUGCUCCCGCCCCCGUUGCCGUGCUGCCGAUCAAUGACGUAGAAUAAAAUCAAAUCGUACCUCGUCGCUGCCGACGAGCGCGAGCCGGAAACGUGACCGGACGGAAGUGACGACCUGACGUGUCCGAGUCCGGCCGGCGUGGCGCGGGGGCUCCUCCGAGGAAUCACCAAGUACAGUACAGUUCACUUGUGUUGGAGUUCUACUCCAAUCCAGUUUGUUUGCAAACUUGAGGAAAGACGAGGCGGCGCCUUUCAAUGUGGUGCGCCUGACGUGCACGCUCAUUUUUGAAAUUUGCAAAUGUUGGUUA
Syngnathoides biaculeatus (alligator pipefish) is the source of this 1238-nucleotide messenger RNA. Its product is annotated as adenosine 5'-monophosphoramidase HINT3-like. Lineage: Eukaryota; Metazoa; Chordata; Actinopteri; Syngnathiformes; Syngnathidae. Gene Ontology annotation, molecular function: catalytic activity. The transcript is spliced from 4 exons. Bases 354 to 968 code for a protein of 204 amino acids. The record is from RefSeq and is a predicted model, not a curated record.